Molecule: messenger RNA, 741 nt
Organism: Macrobrachium nipponense
Lineage: Eukaryota; Metazoa; Arthropoda; Malacostraca; Decapoda; Palaemonidae
Exons: 2
Coding region: 130-741 (203 amino acids)
Source: RefSeq, a predicted model, not a curated record
AGUAUACUGUCUCUACUUUGAAGCGCCAUCCAAGGGAAACCAAUUUAAAUUUUCGCGGUUUCUGGUAACCCGUCGACUCUAUACAACUUGGAGAGACUGUGACAUCAUCACCAUGAUCCCUGGCUACUUAUGGCAAAGAUGGCGGACGGUGACAACACCGGAAGAGCCCAUAGGCGACGCCUACGCUCAGAUAAUCGUAAUGCCCAAACCUACCAAGCGAUAUUGGAAAGGUUAGACUCCAGUGACAUAAGCAGUGCUGAUGAUGACGAUGAUGACUGGGUACCUGAGGCAGUAUCUUCCAGAGGAAACAUUUUAUCCUCGAGUGAUGAUUCGUCUUCUGAAGAUGAAGAUGAAAAUGCAACUGUGCAGGUUCCUAAUGUAACCUCGUCUAAUUCCCAGGGAAGGCGUUCCUUUUAUUUGAGGGACGUAGAUUUUCGAGACACUUUCAUCAGUGAUGAACCAGAGAAGAAUGGUGAUGGCAGAUCUUUUAGACCAAUCGACUACUUCAGGAGUUAUAUGAACAUGGACUUCAUAGAACACAUUGCUUUAUGUACCAAUAUGAAAGCUACUGAAACCACAGGGUCAUCCUUGGGAACCAGUGGAGAGGAAAUUGCAGUGUUCAUAGGUAUGAAUUUUGCCAUGUCAGUAUUAAAGAUGCCAAGGAUAGAAUGUAUUGGCAAGGGUAUGACACGCCUACCAUUUAUUGCUGAUGCUAUGCCAGAGAUAGAUUCUUUAAAUUAA